Laccaria bicolor S238N-H82 is the source of this 1296-nucleotide messenger RNA. RefSeq names its product glycoside hydrolase family 72 protein. Gene Ontology annotation, cellular component: cytoplasm; fungal-type cell wall. Gene Ontology annotation, molecular function: 1,3-beta-glucanosyltransferase activity. NCBI's taxonomy places the organism in Eukaryota, Fungi, Basidiomycota, Agaricomycetes, Agaricales, Hydnangiaceae. The record is from RefSeq and is a predicted model, not a curated record. The coding region runs from base 1 to 1296 and encodes 431 amino acids. The transcript has 8 exons. Gene Ontology annotation, biological process: fungal-type cell wall (1->3)-beta-D-glucan biosynthetic process.
AUGGACCUCGCUUUGCUCCCAUCUGAAGACGACGAGGGCAAACCCAUCACAUGCAACCCCGCUGAUACCGAUCUUUCCUCAGUCCACCUUCACUCCGUCACGACCCCACACAACCAUGGCCGCAUCUUUUGGUCACCAGCACCUGGUUUUGCCAUGGGCGUUGGGUCGAUACGCGAGCGUUUCUUACCGUACGAGGAAGGCGACACAUUUAUCAGCACAGACGCCGGCGUUACGUGGCAGAUGGCCCGACGAGACGCGCACAAGUACGAGUUUGGCGAUAAGGGGAACAACCUUGUGGUGAUGAAUGACGAGGACAGGAUGGACAAUCUGCGACAUUCUCUCGACCUGGUGCAAUAUGAAAUUGGCAUCAAAUUCCAAGCGAGGGCGCUCAUGAGCCCCGACCGACUCGACCUUAAAGAUGAUCACCUUCGAGGUCGAAUCGUCCAAGAUCCAAGACAAAGAAGUGCCUUGUCACUGAUACCUCUGCUAAUAACCCGUUCAACUAGCCUUCGACUUAAAAUGACCCUCUCGCGGAUGCACGGAUGCGCUCAUGAUCUUCCAUGCCUACAACAACUGGGCGUGUACACCGUUCGUGUGUACAGCGUCGAUUCGAUCAAGAACUACGAUUUGUGCAUGAAAGCCUUCAGUGGUGCAGACGUCUAUACCAUUUCGCCUGCGUGGUCUACUAAUCUUUUGGAUCAAUACCUCGCUGCCAUCGACGCCUUCAGCAAGUACGACAACAUCCUGGCAUGCCACGUCGGAAACGAGGUCAUCAACAGCUCAUCCAACACCAACGUCGCUCCUUUCGUAAAAGCAGCUGCUCGAGGCAUCAAGGCAUACCUCGAGUGGUGCGGCAAUUCCACCUUCGCAGAGUCCUACACCAACAACUUCGCUGGGUACAACUUCGCAGCCUACUUUUCUGAGUAUGGCUGUGUCCCUCCCUCCGCCGUCAAACUCUUCUACGUCAUGUCCAAAUACUGCGAGUCCCAAAAUCGUAAAGCACAGGCGUGCAGUUUCGCAGGCAACGGAACCGUCAACUCUCAUGCGUCCACCUCCGUCUCCGCCACUGGCGUCGCGUCUUCGUGUAUAGCCAGCCUUAGCGCGACGUUUGCACCGACUGCGCCUGCUAGUUCAUCUGGAAGUAGCUCGACUGGGACCACGUCGAGUGGGGGUGGGACGAAGAAGAACGGUGCGAGCACGUUGGUUGGGGGUGAAUUUGUAGGGAUGGUGGCGAUGGGUGUUGUGGUCGCGAACUUUGGGUGGAUUGCGGUCAAGCACAGAGAGUUGGUGGGUUAA